AUGCAACAUCAGCAGCAGCAGCCGCCGCAUCAUGCCAGAACAUUGGAGGCUUCGGCAGCUGCCCAUACAUCUGGCGGUGCAUCGUAUGAUGGAAAAAUUGCUGGUCUUUACGAUUUGGAAGAAACGCUGGGUUCGGGCCACUUUGCUGUAGUAAAAUUGGCACGACAUGUUUUCACCGGAGCCAAAGUUGCCGUCAAGGUGGUGGACAAAACGAAACUGGAUGAAGUCUCUAAGGCUCAUCUGUUUCAGGAAGUUAGAUGCAUGAAACUUGUACAGCAUCCCAAUGUUGUACGUCUCUACGAAGUUAUCGAUACCCAAACAAAAUUAUAUUUAGUAUUGGAACUGGGCGAUGGUGGCGAUCUUUAUGACUACAUUAUGAAACAUGAUGGUGGGCUGAGUGAAAAUUUGGCACGGAAAUAUUUUCGACAAAUUUUGCGAGCAAUUACCUACUGUCAUCAGUUGCAUGUGGUACAUAGAGAUCUCAAGCCGGAAAAUGUGGUAUUCUUUGAAAAACUGGGCGUUGUCAAACUAACCGAUUUCGGUUUUAGUAAUAAAUUUUCUCCUGGACAAAAAUUGGAAACGUUUUGUGGCAGUUUGGCAUAUUCUGCACCGGAAAUAUUGUUGGGUGAUUCAUAUGAUGCUCCGGCUGUGGAUAUUUGGUCCUUGGGCGUCAUACUCUAUAUGUUGGUGUGCGGCCAACCCCCCUUUGAAAAAGCCAAUGAUUCAGAAACCCUAACCAUGAUUAUGGACUGUAAAUACAGUGUACCACCGCAGGUGUCACGAUCAUGUCGUAAACUAAUUGCCUCCAUGUUAGUGCGAGAUCCCAAAAAGCGGGCAACACUCGAACAAAUUUCCGCCGAUGAAUGGGUCAAUGAAAUGAGUACAGCAAACGAUGCAAUGGAUUCGCUACCUUUGAUCAGCCGGGAACAACUUAGCGAGGAGGAUCAUGCCUUCAUAAUACAGAAAAUGAUCAAUGGCAAUAUUGCACCCAAAGAGGAGAUUCUGCAAGCACUGGAUAAAAACAAAUAUAAUCACAUAACUGCAACCUAUUUCCUAUUGGCCGAAAUGCGUUUGCGCAAAAGACGCGAGGAACAACACCUCAAGCAUAAUCCCCAUUUGGCCUCAUCGCUGCAGGGGAAAAAAAAUCUCAUGGGUGGACGUGCUCAAGUGCCGGAUAAAAAAACUGGUGGCCUAGUUGGUGGUAGUAUUGGUGGCAAGCCAAUGAUGGUGCCAAUUAAUAUUGUUUGUGCACCGGCGGAACCAAUGCAAAAUGAUUUAAAAACGGACAAACGUACACGCAAAUGUAGCAUUGUACGCGAAGAGGACGAAGAGGAAUCAUCCCACGAACUCUCAUCGGAGGGUAAUGAAUUGAAAGUGGCCAUCACCAGACGUGAGUCAAUAUCUGAUGGCCGUCUUAAUCGUUCUGUUCAAGAGAAAUGUUCUAAUAUUGUCUCCUCCACAGCCUCGAACAAAACGGGUGGUGGCAAUGGAGGAGGCGGCUGCGGCGGCGAUGCCGAUGACAAUGAUGCCGUUAUGGAUACACCAACCAAAAUGGUUGUAUCGGUCGAUGCUGCGCUGGCGCAUAAACUUAAACAAAUCGACAAAGAUACAACAAUGACGGUUGUUGAUAACGCCGCUACUAUCGCACCACAUGACAACUCGGCGGAAAAUAAUGCUGAAAAAUCUUCCGAAAUGGAAGACACCCUGCGUGGCCUCAAAGAAUUGGAAAUUGGCAAACUGAAACAUUUGCCGGGUAAAAAUCCCGUACUCACCCAUAGACGACAUUCGAAGCUGAAUAAAAUACGUACACCAUCGUGUAGCAGUUCCGAGGCCUCAGACGAUGACACCAAAAGUCGUAGCAAUAAAAAGAAAAUCCAUAAAUUGGGUGGUGAUACCCCGACCCGGUUUCGUAUGCAUCGGCGUGAUUCACAUGAUGAUUCCAGUGAUUCACAGGAUCAAGGAUUUCCAACAGCAGGAGGGGGUGGUGGUGGCGGCGGUACACAUGGCGGUGGCCACGAUUUAAUAACAUCAACAAAUGUCAGUAAUAAACGGGAAAGUCAAAAUCAUCAGCAAAACAAAUCGGAUUCCGAUUCCCGUAACAAAUCAUCCCAUGGUCAUCAUCAUCAUAAACACCAUAAACACAAUAAAACCACAACAACAACAGCAACAACCGAUAAAGUCCACAACUCACUGGUUGAGUCGUCGAAAUCAUCAUCGGGAAUAAUUCCUCUGAAUCCGAAUCAGAAUGCUGUUACCAAUAUACGAAUACGUCGUCGAAUACGCGAAAGUCAAUCAUUAGAUCGCAUUACGGAGGCUCAAGAAUAUGAAAUGCGUCAUCAGUAUAAUUAUCAUCAUCAUCGUUUUUCAUAUUCGGAAAAUGGAGGUGGUGGCUGUGGUGGCGAACAAAGAAAUUCCCUAUUUAAUUUACAUACCUUUCCCGAAACUAAGGAAGAUGAUGAUGAUGAGGAGGACUGUGGUGGUGUUGGCGUUGAUGGUGUUGACACGAUUAGCAAUGGUGAAAACAAUUCCGAUUUUGCCAAUCAAGCUGAGCAAUUGAGAAACUCCUUGAAUACCCUGAAACUGAUAGGUGGCAUUAGUGGUGGUGGCGGCGAUGCGGAUAAAAAUGCCACCGAUUACAAUCAUUCGAAUAGCAGUAGCCUAAAAUCAUCAUCUCAUACCCAUAGUUCCGCUAGUAGUAGCAUUUAUAAAUUAAAUUCCAUAGAAGAAAUCGAUUUGAUUAUCAAAGAGAAGAGUCUGGCAAAAACCCUACAGGCGACCAGUUCAAAGUGUUUUGUGACCAUCCGGAAGAUACGUAAAUUAGGCAAAUAUUUUCCAGUUGUUAAUUUUUCGUAA
Musca vetustissima is the source of this 2853-nucleotide messenger RNA. It is a transcript of the gene Snrk, whose product is annotated as SNF-related serine/threonine-protein kinase. Gene Ontology annotation, cellular component: cytoplasm. NCBI's taxonomy places the organism in Eukaryota, Metazoa, Arthropoda, Insecta, Diptera, Muscidae. The record is from RefSeq and is a predicted model, not a curated record. Gene Ontology annotation, biological process: microtubule cytoskeleton organization; intracellular signal transduction; protein phosphorylation. The coding region runs from base 1 to 2853 and encodes 950 amino acids. Gene Ontology annotation, molecular function: protein serine/threonine kinase activity; tau-protein kinase activity; ATP binding. The transcript has 8 exons.